This is a messenger RNA of Nothoprocta perdicaria, 2175 nucleotides long. RefSeq names its product threonyl-tRNA synthetase 2, mitochondrial (gene TARS2). Bases 1 to 2085 code for a protein of 694 amino acids. NCBI's taxonomy places the organism in Eukaryota, Metazoa, Chordata, Aves, Tinamiformes, Tinamidae. Gene Ontology annotation, cellular component: cytoplasm. The transcript has 18 exons. Gene Ontology annotation, biological process: threonyl-tRNA aminoacylation. Gene Ontology annotation, molecular function: threonine-tRNA ligase activity; ATP binding. The record is from RefSeq and is a predicted model, not a curated record.
AUGAGGCUGCCCCGGGCCGGGGGGGCGCUGCUCCGCCUGGGCCCCCCGCGCCGACACCGGGCGGGUGGCCCUACACCCAACAUCAGCGAGCGCCUCCGCAUCUUCGAGCGGCUACAGGCGGACGAGCGGCGGCGGCGGCAACAGGCGGCAACAGGCGGCAACAUCCACAUCUCGCUGCCCGGCGGUGUCCGCCUGCCCGGCCAGGCCCUGCUCACCACCCCCCACCAUGUGGCCCAGCAGCUCGGUGUCCGGGAGGCCCUGGUGGCCCGUGUGGACGGGGCCCUGUGCGACCUGGAGCAGCCCCUGCGCGGCGACGCCGUCCUGGAGCUCCUCGACUUCGGCCACCCCGAGGGACGGGCGGCGCUGUGGCGCUCAGGCGCCUGCGUCCUGGCCGCCGUGGCCGAGCAGUUCUACGCGGCCCCGUUGUGCUGCGCCGGCGCCACCGAGGGCGGCUUCUUCUGCGACCUGCACCUGGAGGGCAGGACAGUGCAGCGGGACGAGCUGCCGGCGCUCGAGGCCGCCUGCAGAGCCUUCGCCCAGGCCCAGCACCCCUUCGAGAGGCUGGAGGUGACGCGGGAGCAGCUGCUGGAGCUUUUCCAGCACAACAAGUUCAAGCUGAGCCAGAUCGAGGAGGAGGUGACGACGGAGACGGCGACGGUCUAUAGGUGCGGACCACUUGUGGAGCUGUGCCGGGGCCCCCACGUGCGGCACACGGGGCUGCUGCGCGCUCUGCGCGUGCUCACGAGCUCGGCCGCGUUCUGGCGGGGGGACCCGUCGCGGGAGUCGCUGCAGCGCGUGGCCGGCGUCGCCUUCCCCAGCGCGCGGCUCCUGGACGAGUGGCAGCGCGCGCAGGAGGCGGCCGCGAGCUGCGACCACCGCCGCAUCGGCCGGGAGCAGGAGCUCUUCUUCUUCCACAAGCUGAGCCCUGGCAGUUGCUUCUUCCUGCCGCGCGGUGCCCGCAUCUACAACACGCUCGUGGACUUCAUCAAGGCCGAGUACCGCGCGCGCGGCUUCGACGAGGUGCUCACGCCCACCGUGUUCGACGCGGAGCUGUGGCAGCGCUCAGGCCACUGGCGCCACUACGGCCAGCACAUGUUCUCCUUCAGCCACGACGGGCGCACCUACUCGCUCAAACCCAUGAACUGCCCGGCGCACUGCCUGAUCUUCGCUCACCGGCCACGCUCCUGGCGUGAGCUGCCGCUGCGGCUCGCCGACUUCGGUGCGCUGCACCGCAGGGAGCCUGCGGGCACCCUGGCCGGGCUCACCCGCCUGUGGCGCUUCCAGCAGGACGACGCUCACAUCUUCUGCACGCUCGAGCAGCUCGAGGCUGAGAUCAGCGGCUGCCUGGACUUCGUGCGCACCGUCUACGCCGCCCUCGGCUUCUCCUUCCGCUUGGCGCUCUCCACGCGCCCGGCCCAUUUCCUGGGUGACGCCAGCACGUGGGACCGUGCCGAGCAGCAGCUGGAAAAGAGUCUCCAGGACUUUGGGCAGCCCUGGGAGCUGAACCCGGGUGACGGUGCCUUCUAUGGCCCAAAGAUCGACAUCCACAUCAAGGACGCACUGGGGCGUGACCACCAGUGCGCCACGAUCCAGCUGGACUUCCAGCUGCCGGAGCGCUUUGGGCUUCUUUACAGCAGUCCGUGCGGGGCGGGCGGUGCGAGCGAGCGGCCGGUGCUGAUCCACCGCGCGGUGCUGGGCUCCGUGGAGCGCAUGCUGGCCGUGCUGGCCGAGAGCUGCGGCGGCAAGUGGCCGCUCUGGCUCUCGCCCAUGCAGGCCAUGGUGAUCCCGGUGGGCCCCGGCGAGGAGGGCUACGCUCGCCAGGUGUGGGACGCGCUGCACGGCGAGGGCUUCGCCGCUGACUUGGACGCCGAUGCCGGCACCACGUUGAGCCGCAAGGUCCGCCGGGCACAGCUUGCGCACUACAACCUCCAGCUGGUGGUGGGCCCGCAGGAGCAAGCGCGAGGCACCGUCAACGUGCGCACGCGGGACAACCGGCGCGUGGGGGAGCGGGAGCUGCCGGCGCUGCUGCGGCGCCUGCGCGAGCUGCGCGCCACCCGCGCGCCCCACGCCGAGGAGCAGCUCUGAGCCCUGCGCCCUCCCGCGCGCUCACCACCAUUAAAGUGCUGGGAAGCACCUGCUCGUGUCGAGCCGUGUUGGAGCGCUGCGGGCGGGAGG